AUGCAUCACCAUCUUUUGCCCUCACUCCUCGCAGCCUCUCUUAUAUUUGCUCAAGCGAGCCGCGCAACCGCAGCCCGUGUGCGCCGUGACAAUGGAUUCGAGGUGACCAGACCCAAGGCGGGUGAUACGAUCGUUCUUCCGGAGUACAGCUUCGACGACAAGCUCAUCCCCAUCCGAUGGACUGUUCCCGAUGAACUCAAAGAUCGUCCUGUCAUUGUCGCUCUGGUCUCAGGCUCUAACCCGGAUAACCUCACUACUAUCGAGACCGCGGCUUCUGAUGCAAGGAACAAUGGCACACUGGACUGGAUGGCAGAUAUCUCCUCCGACGCACCAUCCGCCUGCAACUACUCCAUUUACCUCAAAGUAUGGACUGACUUCGCCUACUCCGGAUACUUCACCAUUAUCAAUCCGGAUGAUGGUGGCAUUGACACAGAUUCGCGGUGUCCGGUAGAUCACGGCUUGCAGAGGCCGGCAAAUGGGAGCUAUAUGUCUACCGGCAAUGACGCACAGGAGACCUCCAGCAACGACGACGAGCAGCCGAAUGCCGACACCACGUCUGAAAGUACAGGAGGUGUCACGACGACGACUGUCACUGUCGCCGUCGCCGUCCCGAUUGUCGUCCUCCUGCUUCUAGUUGCGGCUGGCCUUUACAUAGGCGUUCGAAAAGGCUGGUUUGUGCGCAAAGCCGACCGCGAUGCCUUGUCCAGAUAUCAAAACGGAUAUGCUGGCGAUGUCUCGCUGCGUGCUAAAGACGGAGUCGGCAUCGAGGCUAGAGAAAGAGAAGGGUUGGGUGAGCUGAAUGGGCAAUCACGGCCACAUCUGCUCAACAGCACGGAAGUCUAUCAGCUGCAUGGAGAUGAAGGAAGGCGGUAUUGA
Molecule: messenger RNA, 876 nt
Organism: Saxophila tyrrhenica
Lineage: Eukaryota; Fungi; Ascomycota; Dothideomycetes; Mycosphaerellales; Extremaceae
Exons: 3
Coding region: 1-876 (291 amino acids)
Source: RefSeq, a predicted model, not a curated record